AUGAAAAUAACGGCAGUGGCCAUUUCCGGGAUUAUUCACCCGGCGCCAGGCCGUCAGAAGAUUCCAGGCGUGCAGAAGUUGACACAAGACACCAGAGCAGUUACUUUCGGCGGUCAUCACCAGUCUUCAGCAAACCGACCUCUCGAACUCCUCCGUCUCAACCUCCGCGAAGAGAACAGACUGGUCAUACUUUGCAAUUUCGGCACUCAAUCCCAUCCUCUUAUCAUGCUUCAAGGAGAUUCCACCGCUCCCCAGAUGCAGUACGAGUCUUCGACUCGGAACAGUCAUCCAGACUACAGUUAUAAGACCGAGAGGCCGGUGAAUGACUCUUAUGCGUACCCUCAUGCUCACCAGUCCAGCGAUAUGCGUCGAUCGGAAGAGACUCGUGGAUGGCGGAUUCCCAAUCAGACCAACAUCAGUGGCAGCCGUCGAAGUUACGUUGAACGUUCGCGUUCUCGGUCACCCGUCUCUCCAGUUCGUCGUCAUUCAGAGAGCCGACGUGAUCCAAGCCCGGCUUCGUGGAAUCGUGGCAUCGACUCAAGCUCCGAUUAUAUUUCCUCGACUGCAGCAGCCAAUCGGGCUUCCUACAGUUCAGAUAUGUACGGGCGUAAGAGCAACGGAAGUGCUGCUGAUCAGGACUACAACCGGGGGAGAAAUCACGCUCAGUCUCAGCGAGCCUCUUCAAGGUCCUUCUCCAGAGUUAUUGAUUAUGGCCAUCGUUCAGGUAUGUUUUUACAUUCCAAAUACACUUGCACCGGAGCUCCAUUCAAUACUUUGUCCUUGCUCUCACAAUCUUUCUGA
Messenger RNA from Dibothriocephalus latus, 801 nucleotides. The record is from the annotation of a GenBank genome assembly. Lineage: Eukaryota; Metazoa; Platyhelminthes; Cestoda; Diphyllobothriidea; Diphyllobothriidae.